CUCCAUUGUUCUCGUAGCAAUAAUUUAAGGAUAAUUCACUUGACUUCCAUGUGUCACUGCUACCCGAAUAGCAAUUUGCCGACAACAACCCGCUUUGAGUCAGCUUCACUUGCUCACAUGUCGCUGAAUAACUACCACACAGUGCCAACGCCGCGUUCAUACCCAGAAGGAUUGCAACACUCGACCACAUUAUAACAUUGACAAUUCGAGCACUCUGACUCACUAUGGUCAAAGGCACAUGGUUAGUCCAGGGAUGUACUUAUACCCUACUUUCAUUCUAUCAUGCCUAAUACUCGUUUGCGUGCCAUGUCAAGUUGUACGACACCGUGGAAAUACCCAAGGUAUAUGGCAUCCCCCAAAUUUCGGGGGAGCUCAGUCUCUCCACCUCCACGUUUGGUACUAUUUUCCGUCAUCCCUUUAGGGCCUGGCUUCCCUUAAGAUAGAAAUAUAAAGAGCCCUUUCUUUAGUGAGGCCUAAUCGUUCCUGGAGCACGGCAU
This is a messenger RNA of Aspergillus welwitschiae, 497 nucleotides long. RefSeq lists its product as uncharacterized. Lineage: Eukaryota; Fungi; Ascomycota; Eurotiomycetes; Eurotiales; Aspergillaceae. The transcript has a single exon. The coding region runs from base 239 to 421 and encodes 60 amino acids. The record is from RefSeq and is a predicted model, not a curated record.